Zea mays is the source of this 2449-nucleotide messenger RNA. RefSeq names its product G-patch domain containing protein. NCBI's taxonomy places the organism in Eukaryota, Viridiplantae, Streptophyta, Magnoliopsida, Poales, Poaceae. The record is from RefSeq and is marked validated. Gene Ontology annotation, molecular function: nucleic acid binding.
ACCAAACCGCCGCUCGCGUCGGUCACGCCAGGCCUGACGCGAGCACAUCGCAAUCCUAGCCACCAAAACAAUGCCCGGCGGCAAGCGCCGCCGCGCACGCAACCCCACCGCCGGCGGGCCUCAGCGUAGCGCCGGCGCAGGUCGUCGUCGUCCCGUCCCCGAGCUCCCGUCUUUUGUCUCCCCCGCUUCUGUCGCCGCCGCCUUCUCCCCCGCCUCGGGCGGCCGCAGCCGCGGGCGGUGCGCCCGGCGUUGCGGCGCCUACUCCGAUGGCGAGUCCUCCCACGCCGUCCCCUUUAGCUAUCCUUCCCUCCGCUCCUGCUCCGCUUAUCCGGAGCGUGAUCAGGCGCAGGCACUGGAGGUGACCAUCGACACCGCACCCUGCGCCGACCCAGCCGCUUCCGUCCCGAUGUACUCGUACGGCCCCGCCGUGCUCGGUGAGACCGGGCUUGUGCUGAGUGCGGACGAGGAGGAGGCCUGUGAUAGAGGGCUGCAUCUCGGGUUAGGAUUCCGGGAUGGAGGACACGAUGAGAUGGAGCUCAAAUUGAAAGAGCUGACAGAGGAAGAUGUCUCCUUCAAGACGCCCAAGCGGAAGCAGGAGCAGAGGGCGAAGGCCAACCCAGGAUUUUUGUUGAUUGGGGGAGUCAGGAUUUACACGGAGGACAUCUCAUCAUCAGAAUCGGAUCGGAUGAGCAGCUCUGAUGUGGAUUUAGAGCCCAACUCAGGUGAUGGGGAGAGAUUUGAGAAUGAUGAUGGUGACAGUGACGAGGAAGAUAGGCAAGGCGAGGAGAGAGAUUCAAUAUCUGAUAGCGAGUCAUUAGGAUCGGAAUCAGAUGAAGAUUUGAGCACCGGGGAUUCUUCUUCAGUUGACAAUGAGGUUGUUGCUGAUUACAUGGAGGGUAUUGGUGGGAGUGACGAGCUGUUGAGCAGUAAGUGGAUCACUAGUAUGAAUUUGGGUGAUGCAGAUACUAUAGAGCAGAUGUAUACAAAUGACAAUGAUGGGUUUGUGAAGAAGGGGAAGGAAAAGCUUGAGGGUUAUGCACUAAUGACUGCAUCCGAGCAGUAUGGGAUGAAGAGGCGGAACUCCCUUGAGCAGCGGAAGGGAAAAGGAAUGGUUUGUGACAGGGAUUUGUCAAGCAUGCAAGUGAUGGACCAGGAAGAUAUGUUCAUGGUGAACAAUGUCUGGAUGCCAAACAGGUCAAGAAAGGGGAUGAAGACAGGAUCAUCAUCCUCUCAGCUCUCACAGUCGUGGCCUAAAGAUGAUAGGAAAAGCAAAAACUAUCAGAGCAGGCCAGGUGAAAAGAAGCAGCAUAGGAAGGAACUCAUUGCAAAGAAGCGUCAACAACGAGCUCUAAGCAGAGGAGUUGACUUAGGGCAAAUUAAUAGUAAAUUGAGGAAAAUGGUUGUGGAUCAGGUUGACAUGUUAUGUUUUCAUCCAAUGCACUCUCGAGACUGUUCUCAGGUACAACGCCUUGCAUCUAUUUAUCAAUUGAAGAGCGGGUGUCAAGGUUCUGGCAAGAAGAGAUUUGUAACUGUGACAUUGACUGGGCACUCUUCCUUGCCAUCUGCAGAUGGCCAAGUUCGACUUGAAAAGCUUUUGGGGACUGAAUCUGAGAACUCUGUCUCGAGCUCUAAAGGCCCAGCACGACUGAAGGGCCAUUCUGCUCCAGGAAAGUGUGUAAAACACUGGGAAUCCAGUGGAAAUAAAUCUACCAAGAAACAGGUCUCCUUCGCAGAGCGUCCAGUAUCUUUUGUCAAGUGUGGAACCAUUGUGGACUCCCUUACUGAGGCAAUAGCUGGCCCAAGUGGUGGUGAUACCUCGUGUGUUAAACCUGUUGAAAGUAACUCCACCCAUCUAGGCUCCUUUGAGGUGCACACCAAGGGCUUUGGUUCAAAGAUGAUGGCCAAAAUGGGAUUCAUCGAGGGCACUGGCCUUGGUAAAGAUGGCCAAGGUAUAGUGCAGCCGAUACAAGCCGUGCAUCGUCCCAAAUCUCUUGGACUAGGUGUAGAAUUUGACAGUGUGGCUGAGGCGAUCAAAGCAAGGGCAGAACCCAUCAAAUUAAUUUCAGAGCUGAGGCGGAAUGUGUGGGCACCAGAGACGAGUGGCGUUGGCUCCUUUGAGAAACACACCAAGGGUUUUGGCUCCAAAAUGAUGGUGAAUAUGGGGUUUGUCCCAGGGUCCGGACUGGGGAAGGAUGGCCAGGGCAUUGCCACCCCCUUGACCGGAGUAAGGCGACCGAAAUCACGGGGACUGGGAGCCGAGGACAAAUAUUAGCUUACACCAUUUUCGCAUUUGAUGUAUCUUUCUUGUCGUGUUCCUUGUUACAUGCGGAUUACAUAGUUUGCUGGGAGGGCGAACCUUUGAGCACCCUGAAUGGUGAAACAAUGGGUUUUCACUUGUUUCUUUCAACUUCUCAAUGAAGUUUUAUAUAUUUGUUCUAUCAAUGUUAUA